CCAACUAUCUCUUUAAUUCCACAUGCAUAAUUAGCAAUAAUACAGCUACAGCCAUUCCCUGCACUUUCAAGUUCAGUUUAGUUUGGUUAACAAUGGUACUUUCUUUCAUACUCCUUCUGAUCACUACUUAUUUCCUCGGAUUCUCCCAAAGCCAGCUCCAAGUUGGGUUCUAUGACUCCACCUGCCCCAACGCCGAGGCCGUCGUCGCCGCCAUAGUCCGCGAUGCCGCUGCCUCCAACCCAAACACCGCCCCCGUCUUGCUCAGGCUUCACUUCCAUGACUGCUUCGUUGAGGGGUGCGAAGGGUCGAUUCUGAUUGAUAACGGGCUGGAAACGGACGAGAGACAGGCGUUCGGGCAUCAAGGAGUCGGAGGAUUUGACAUCAUAGAGAGAGCAAAGUCCCAAUUGGAAGCUGAGUGCCCCGGAACUGUUUCUUGCGCAGAUAUAGUGGCUUUGGCUGCCAGAGAUGCUGUAGUUGUGGCAAAAGGGCCGUUCUACGAGGUGGAAACAGGGAGAAGGGAUGGCAUGGUUUCGAAUGUAACAUUGGCGGACGAUAUGCCGGACGUUGGCGAUUCCGUUAUGAGCCUGAAAGCCAAGUUUUUCAAGAAAGGCCUCAAUGAGAAGGAUCUUGUGGUUCUCAGUGCUGCACAUACAAUUGGCACGGCAGCAUGCUUCUUCAUGGGCCAGAGGCUCUACAGCUUCACGCCCGCUGGCGGCUCAGACCCAUCGAUAAACCCCGUCUUGCUACCGGAGCUAAAAUCAACGUGUCCGGAGAAGGGAGACGUCGGUGUGCGGCUGCCGAUAGACAGAGGCAGUGCGGAGACGUUCGACAUCCAAAUCCUGCAGAACAUCAGGAGCGGCUUUGCUGUGCUGCAAUCCGAUGCUAGCCUGUAUCAAGACCAGGCCACGAGGACGUUCGGGCCGUCGUUCGAGGCAGAUUUCGCCAGUGCAAUGGUGAGAAUGGGCAGGAUUGGUGUGCAUACAGGGUCGCAAGGCACCAUCAGGCGGACUUGUGCUGCUUUUAAUUGAUAAGAACUCGUGUGUGUGAUUAGCCUUGGUGUUUAUAUGGCCCUAAUUCUACUUAUACAUACAUACAUACAUACAUAUAUAUAUUAUAUGCUCCAUUAUUAUGUGUGAUUUGUUUAUUAUGUAAUUGAUGGGAAUAUAGUUUGUAAUGGACACAUAAUUAAGUUUUAUAAAAAUAUGUGUUUAGGUAUAA
This is a messenger RNA of Sesamum indicum (sesame), 1218 nucleotides long. RefSeq names its product peroxidase 43. Gene Ontology annotation, molecular function: heme binding; peroxidase activity. NCBI's taxonomy places the organism in Eukaryota, Viridiplantae, Streptophyta, Magnoliopsida, Lamiales, Pedaliaceae. Gene Ontology annotation, biological process: response to oxidative stress; hydrogen peroxide catabolic process. The record is from RefSeq and is a predicted model, not a curated record.